AUGCACCCGAUCAACGUGCUGGCGGUGGCGAGGACGGUGGUAGCGGUGGCUGGGGGAGGGAGAGGGAUGGCGAGCGUCAUCGCUGGAUCAGAUGACAUCUCACUGGAGUCGCCAUGGUGGUACAUCUACGCCGGAAUAUCCUGCUUUCUCGUCCUCUUCGCCGGGCUCAUGUCAGGUCUCACACUUGGGCUCAUGUCCCUCGGGCUCGUGGACCUCGAAGUGCUCCAUCAAGGGGGGACACCCACAGAGAAGAAACAAGCUGGUAGGUUAGAAUGGGUUUUGAGAAUUGUUGAUUAAUCAUGUGCCUGAGGUCUUCAUGCUUCUAGCUUCUAAAGGCAAGGCGUUCGAGUGGCAGUGAAAUAAUUUCGCUGAUGAUUUUUUAUUCUCCGCGAUACCACGUUUCAUUCUUCUUUUGCUGUGUAGUUGCUUGAAAAGGGGAUGCUUGAUUUUCUUUUUUUUCUGUUUCUUGGUUCUCCAUGAACAUGCAAAUUCAUAUUCACUAGAAAGGAAGAAUUUUUUUGCAGUUGCAUGUCGGGCCCUCCAUCCAUGACUGAAGUAUACACUAGUAUAGUUACUCCUAAGGUUCACAUCAACCAGACGAGGAUCCUAGUUGCAUUCCCUGUUAUGGAUAGUUACUCCUAAGAUUCACAUCUUUUGCGUCUCUUUCAUGCAGGAGCUAUUUGACUCAAAUUUAUUUAAUGGGAAAUAGAUAAGGGAAGAGGAACCCUUUGAAAUCAUUGGUGUGUCUGCAUAUAUUCCCCUCCUUCCAAAUAAGGUUUUGCAUAUCCUUUCUUAUUAUGACCAAGCAGGCAUCAGACCUGUCGGUAAAUGAAUAGUUCGUAGUUUGACCUCUGCUAUAUUGUAGGCUGGUCAAAUUUUUGUGUGUCCGUGAUGAAACAGUGAAAACGUAGUUUGUGAAUGCCCCACAUAAUGUGUCCAUCAUCUUCUGGGAUAAUGACUAGAAAGAAGCAUCUUUUCAGACACCAUAGUCCAAUGAGUCGGAGGUUCAAUGAUGAUGCAUGUAAUAUUUGCCUUUGAGUUUCUAAGAAAGGUUGUCUUUUGGAAACUGAACAAGUCUUUCUUUCAUGAUAUGUUUAGGCUACAUCUUUUCUAUGAGCUUAAACGACCUAAAAGCUAGAAAAUAUUAUUUUUCCAUGAUGGUAUAAAUAAAAUAUAUAAAUUAAUAAUUGAGUCAUUAUGGAUUCCAAAGGGAAGGAGAACAUUUUCUAAAUUGACUAAAAAGCUUUUUUUAUCUAUUCCACGUGACCUUAAUCCGGAUCCCACGAGUGAAUAUAAAGUUGGAUCUACAUUGGAUCUUACCUGAAUCGCCCCAUCUAUCCUCCUGAGGAUAAGUUUGCUUUAGCUGGCCGAUCUUAUCAAUCCUGUCAUGGGUGAGCCUCUAUAGGGAGGUUCUGUUCCUUAGGUCUUUGUACAAGCCAAUAGAUGGAGUGCAGGUGGUCACGCUUCACUUACCUCGAAGAGUUGUCAGUUAGCUUGCUGAUGUAAAGAUGAAGCUGUCUUUCUUUGAAUCGACAAUAGUUUUUGUAAAGUGAUUUUCUAGCAGAGAAUGCAUUGCAGGAGCCUUACAUGAGAUUGUUAUUUAACCUUUUAUUUUUCUUCUUUGAAAAUAUGUGUUGCUUGUCUCUUAGGAACUUGCUGUGUUACAUUUUGCAGCCACUAUACUUCCUGUUGUGCAAAAGCAACAUCAACUUCUCGUGACUUUGCUCCUUUGUAAUGCAGCAGCAAUGGAGGUAAGUAUACUAGUGUAUUUUAAUUCAAGUUUUUUAAUUAUCUGCAUAUAGAUUUAUAUGAUAGAUACGUGCAUUAUCAUUUUGUAGUAGACCUCCCUCUAAAUAUAUUAAACUAUAGGAUGAAUGCACCUGUUCUGAAGGACAAUUUAUCCUUUUGCAGCGUUUAAUUCAACAUGAAAUAGCUCUCUCUCAAUUUCGUAGCAACUAACAGGAAAAUACACUUAGUUGGCUUUUCAUUAGCUCAUUUUUGAUCCCUUUGUAAGCAGCAACAUAGGCCUCACAAAUAAUGUAUCUUAAAUGUAGCCCCAGCGUAUUAUACCAUGUUCACUAUCAUUCUCCCCCUAUACCUUUGAUCAUUAAUUUUGAAGUCAGUGGAAUCUUAAUCCUCUUUCUUGAUCCAGUUUUCUUCACACUCAAUUUUCAAAACAUCUGAUGGUAAAUGUAGCAUCAUCCAUCAUACUUAGUGCUUAUGACGUCUAAUGGCUGCUGAAGUGAUAACACAACUUGCACCUGCAGCAAUGCGAUUGUGUGAGUGUUUUUUUCCUUAUUUUUUGCUCUGAACUUUUUUAUCCUACACCCUUUCAAAGUUCAUUUAGCACUUUAACAGCAGGUCUGGUGAUUUUUUCCGCUCAAUUACUUUUUAAGGAUGAUUUCCGGUAUAUUAUAGACGAACAACUUUACUGCUACUUACCUUAUCUUUUUGUUAUUUUGAUUCUUUCAAUUUUAACUGCUGAUGCAUGGUUUACUUGCAGGCACUUCCUAUUUUUCUUGAUAAAUUAUUUCAUCCAUUUUUAGCGGUUGUAUUGUCUGUAACUUUUGUUCUUGCUUUUGGAGAGGUAUGUGUUUUUUCCUAGAAUCAUCUAUAUUCAAGUAUCUGAAAUACGAUAUCAUCCUUUGUAUAGGAGACAUAUGAAUUAUGCUGAUUGUCUCUCCCAGGUGAUUCCACAAGCAAUAUGUUCGCGAUAUGGACUCACGGUUGGUGCCAGUUGUGCUUGGGUUGUGCGUAUUCUGAUGGUAGUUUGCUAUCCAAUAGCUUUUCCUAUUGGGAAGGUAAAUUUUCUCUCCAGCAGUUUGAAAUCCCUAAUUUUGAGGUACUUGGACAUUCUUGUUCUUUUUUUCUGAUCAAUGUCACCAACUUUUUACUCUAUGGUCGUCAUAUUCCCAUUGUUAAUAAGUAGUCUUCUGAUGGCUAUUACUGAAAUUUUCUGUAGUCUGCCUAUAUUCAUCUGAUGUAAAUUAAGGCUUCUAAGAAUAUGUUUCUUUGGUCUAAUAUUUUGCCCUUUCUUACGGCAUCAAAUUCAAUGGAAGUCUCGCACACACUCUAAAACAUUUUCUUUUCUAUUUUAAAUGUAAAGAAUUAUUAUCUUUUACAUUUUUAGUUUCAUAAGGACUUGCUGUUUAUUCUAAAAUUGUUCUAAGAGAUGUCAAAAUGAUAGGAUUCGAUAGUUGUAAGGAUGUGUAUAUUUUCAGGUGUAUAUUUUUGUGGUAUAAUUUGGAUAAUGCCUCAUGAAUAUUUUAAAUGCUUAUUAUAGUGAGGAUAUAUGCCUAUGGAACUCUGUUAUAUGUUUAAGGCUAUCGAUAUCUAUAGUAGGCAUGCCUGCUUGAGGAUAUAAGUCAAAACUAGGUACAUAACAUGAAUAUCCUCUUUCCUUGUGCAUCCAUAGAUGUUGACGAGUAAGUUACAUUUUGUGGAUCAAUUGAUGAAUAAAUAUGCCGGGGAUAUUAAAUUAAGAAAUUUUUACAAUUAUGUAAGCGGAUUUUUCAUGAGACUCUAAACUUUACCGCUAAAGAAGUGCUACAUUUAAAACUCGGAGUAGAAUGGCAUAAACAGCUAUGUUUAAAGUAUGUGACAUAAGCAGACGUAAUCCAUUUGUUAAGAUCACUUAAAAAUUACUGAACAAAUCCAUCAUUCCAGGAAAAUUCGUCUGUCCCUGGAAUAUUUUUUAAAACCACUUACAUCUUUGGACGUGUUGUAAAGCAUUCCACUUAUGUCCCUGCAGAGGUUCAGAGACAAGAUUGUUAUAAAUUCCGUCCUUUUAGUUAAUAAACAGUAGAUUCACUUCCUAUUCACAAAAUAUAGCCUCUUUUUCUCAAUUUUUAUUUAAAAUAUAACCUCUAUUCCUAUUCCUAAGGAAUACUAGAAAAACAAAAAGAAAUGCCAAAAGGUGCGGGACGUUAAUUUAUUUCCUGAUUCGUGAUUGACAUCAGCCACAUCUGAGUCCGAAGUCACAAAAUCAGGAAGUUAUGUCGAAUCUUUAGAGGAAAGAAAAGAAAAGAAUUGACCCAGAAUCAGGCGGAUUCUAAAUUAUCAAAGAAAAGAAUGGACAUGGAAGCACGCAUUGGAAUCUUGCGUUCUUAUUUAAUGUUCAAGAGGAAAAUCCUGAUCCUCCAUGAAAGUAAAAGAAAAAAAUAAAUCCAUCAGCUUGAAAUCAAAUGGCGUGGCAUUGAUUGAACAUAUUCUCACCGGCUUGCUUGGCUAGUUCUUGCUUCUUGAGAGGCUAGUUCAGUCUUUCCUGCAGUAGGGAGCGGAAAAAGAAAAGAGGACAGUAGAAGAGGAAAAGAAAUAUAAAAUAUCACAGUGACAGGAGAUUUGGUUCUCUUCUCUCGUUUAACCAAUAUGGUCAAUCUAAUUCAAUUUUAAUGGGAUUGGACUGUGGCAAUCUGUGAACUCUAACCGAUUCUCUGACCUUGAUCCACUGCAUGCCUGUAAAUGAUAGCUUUCGAGAAGUCAAUCUUAGCAUAAUGUGAUGAGUUCUGCCCCUUCAAAACACGAGCUUUGGUCCAUGUCUUGAAACUGAAAUUUUUGAUGGGUUUCAAAGAGUCAAUUUCAGAAAGAAGUUUCAGUAAGCACCGAUGCUGUCAUUCCUAUACAAUAUUCAUGAGUUAGUAGCUUUGAUUUUGGUUGCUCUUUGCCUGCACAUUCUAAAUUAGUAUCCGUACAAAAUGUUUCAUCUAUCUCUGUAGAUACUGUCUACUCUAGCUCGCUCUUCUAAUUUUAUCUAAUUUCUUCAAUGUUGUAGUAUAGUUUAGUCCAGUUAUUUCAUACUCAUUCCUGACGUGGUUUCAGAUUCUAGACUGUGUACUUGGGCACAACCAAUCUGCCCUGUUCAGGCGAGCACAGUUAAAGGUCUUGGUCUCUUUCCACAGCAAAGAGGUACUUCAAAUUUAAAAUUUUAUUGUUAAUGACCUUGUAGAUUUUGUUAGGUUUUUCAUCUUGAGAUAUAUGCUCCGUGCGCAGAAAAUCUCCUAAUAUCUUUGAAUCCAUCAUUUUAGGCUGGUAAAGGUGGGGAACUUACUCACGAUGAAACAACAAUAAUCAGCGGAGCUUUGGACUUGACUGAAAAGGUUUCUUGGUGAAUUGGUGGACGAGAAAAAAUUAUGAUUUCGUUUUCUGACAACUUGGUUUAUUUUUUCUACGAUAGAAGUUCUGGAUUCAUGUUCUGAGACACGUUAGAGGUUAGGGUAUUUUAGAUGGUCUGAUAUAUACUGCUGAAAAUAACCUGGUUUUUCUUAACCUCAAGUUCAUAACAAUAUGUCGUUCGUGCUUGAGUUUUCUACAUGCUUCGUUGUUGAGUACAUGGACAUAUCAUCAUUACACAGUUGUAGGAGCUUCGAACCCAUUUCACUUAAUCAGGUCUCAAUCGAUGAAUUUUUUAAUAGUCCAAAACAAAGCUCAUGAAAGUUUAUGUUGACUAUCUUCCUCAUGUCGCUAGAAUGAAUAACCUUUUGUAUUCAGUUAUAAUGUUCAUUUCACAUCUCAUAACAUAAGAAACAGACCACAAAAUUCAAGGACCACCUCUCCCAGAACAAUAACAUAGCUGCCCUUCCUGUGUGGACUUCAAGGACCAGCUUUUAAUUAUCCUUGUCCGUUGGGGCUAUGCAAGACCUUCCUGACUCCCUUGUUUUUUAAAUUCCUCAAUACUCCUCGCGGAUCAUUUUGGUCUCUCCUCCUGGCAGACUCCACAUUGAAUCUUUUUCGUGGAGAAGUCCUUCGGUUUAGUUAAUUUCUUAACUUAUCAGAAGCCAAUCUGUUUACACUUACCUAAAGUGCAAGUGUUGGCUCCCCCCCAAAAGGGCCAGAUUACCUUUGUUUUAAAAUGCAUCCAUCGACUGAAGACUGAGUGAUGAAAUCAGGACAGUGCCAUUCUGGUUGCAAAAUUCCAAGUUGGUAGCAUAUUAUUUGGUUUUCCUGGGAUGGUAGUCUUUUGAUUCAACAAACGAAUAGCCGUUGGUGAAAGUCCUAGUCUCUCCAGGGCAAGAAAAUCUCUAGGAAUGUCAAUGUCCUCUGAAAUAACGUUCUCCUCCUUGAUCUGACAUCAAACUUCUGUCAUAAGUUCAGUUGAGACGACCACAAACAAAGCCUUUAUAUGCUAACCUGAUGACUGGAUCUGUUUACAUGUUAUCUCAUUUUCAACCUGCAAUAUAAUUGUUGCAUUACAAUAAUGAUGUGGUUGUUAACCUACAUUAUCUUAGCUUUGGUGGAUGCAAAGGGACCUGUAAGUGUUCUAAAAUAAAAGGGAAUAGAUGAACUUUUACCUUUCGAAUCCUAUGAAUUUGUGUGCAGUGAGGAUAACUUCUAGAUCUGGGAUUAGUGGAGUAUUAUUGUCUGCCUUUGCGUGAUAGAUUGCAUAGUCAUUUUGAGCGUAACAGGGUUUGAAUGGGGGCUGGUCUGGAAGCGGAUACUAACCAUGACUUCUGCAGGGCUCUGGUUUUUUAUGUUGCAUUUCUUAGAUCAAUAUGUAGAAAAAUUCAUUUAAACCGUCUUGCAUUUGUUGAACAUAAAUGCAAUUUUGAUAACGUGUGUGUGUGUGGGUGUUAGUAUUAUCACGUGGAAAAUAAUCUGGUUCUGUGACGAUUUCAAAUGUAAAAUACAAUAAACUGUUGGUUCAUUUACUGAGGAUUCUUCAACAGUUCCCAUUUUGGAGGGUCCUCUUAUCGAUGCUUUCUACCUUAUUAUGCAGACACCGGCCACUAAAUUUUGAGCAUUGGCCUAUUUGCCUCGAUUCUGCUUAUUAUUUCACAAUAUUACUGACAAGUGGGCUUUAUGCCAUUUUUUUUGCAUUUUACUUCACUUCAAAUUGGAGAUGCAUUCUGAUUGGAGUGGUUGCCUUUCUCCAGACAGCUGAAGAAGCCAUGACACCAAUUGAAUCAACAUUUUCAUUAGAUGUCGAUUCAAAGUUGGACUGGUGAGGAUUCUUCCGUGCUUGAAAUUAUAAUGUGUUAAUUCUAUCAUAUGUCCCACCUAAACAAAAAAUAAUUUUUUGUUUUUGCUAAGAAUUUUGUCGAUACAUGCUUCAGUCAGUGGUGCCCAUUUUUACACAACCUAUUUCCAGUUAUUUCCUGAUUCCCUAUCACGAGACUCUGUGCUGUUCUUAAUCUCUUGCCAGUCUAACAAUAAUGGUUGAUGCAUAGUUAGACUCUUGGAGUCGCCAAACGUUUCUAUCAUUUUUAUUGAAUUGGCUAACUUGUCACCCCAAUUUUGUUCUAUUCAGGGAAGCUAUUGGGAAGAUACUUGCUCGGGGACACAGUAGGGUCCCGGUUUACUCUGGGAGCCCAAAGAAUAUCAUCGGCCUUCUCCUGGUUGGUGCAUGACGCCUCAUCUGUGUUCAACUUAUGUGCAUGAAGGCCUUCUUCUGACAUGUUAAUCUCCUCUUUAAUGCAAAUGGUGGGAACAAGGUCAAGAGUCUUCUGACAGUCCGUGCCGAGACGGAGACACCAGUGAGCGCAGUCUCCAUUCGAAGAAUCCCAAGGUUCUCAUAUUUGGCCCCAUUCUUUUCUUAGGACAUCUCUCCACACAUAUCGCUCUCAUCGCUGGGAUGUUGGCAGGGUCCCAGCCGACAUGCCCCUGUAUGAUAUACUGAAUGAAUUCCAGAAGGGGAGCAGCCACAUGGCCGCCGUGGUGAAGUCCAGAGGGAAGAUCAAGACGCCUGCACCCACCUACUUUGAUGGCUCGGAAGAAGUUAAAGAGGCCGAUGGGGACUCCAAGACCCCUCUCCUCUCUAAACUUGCAGAAAUCGCUGGGAACGCUGUGAUUGACAUUGAGAAAGGCCAGGAUAAUGAAAUCGCUGUCCUCAAACCAUCCAUGCACCCGAACGAUGCGGUGGCAGUUGCAGCUGCCACUGCCACCAUUCAAGAAGACAUUGAAGAUGGCGAGGUGAUCGGCAUCAUCACGCUGGAGGAUGUAUUCGAAGAGCUUUUGCAGGUAAACCCCACGCUUCUCAGGUAUACUGUCGUACGCUUAUUUUUUAGUCCUUUAGUCUAAUUACUCAUGUUUAAUGUAUGAUUCUAUGCAAGAAAAACUACUAUCCCUCUCUCUCUCUCUCUCUCUCUCUCUCUCUCCCUCUCCCUCUCACUAGUUGGAGGGAGACAAGCUUGAUGAGGGGGAUAGAUAAGUUUAAUCUUUUUUGCAUAAAAUCAUGUUGAAAUGUAAUCAAUUGGAUCAAGUGAAUGAAAAAUCAGAGUAUGAGAAUUUAUGGAGGGCCCGUCAAUAAUUCAGCUGAUCUGUGGAGAGUAAAAAGUAAACAGCUCUUCCUCUUUUUUCAUGUAUUUGAUCAGUUGCUGUGCUCGCUGACCAUGUAUCUUCACUGCAGGAGGAGAUUGUGGAUGAGACCGAUGAGUAUGUGGACGUCCACAAGAGGUACCAGUAGAUUGCGAUCCCCCCGCGAGCUGCUUCCCACCAUACAGUUUCAUUUACAGCAUGAAAUCUCUUCUGGAUUGCAGGAUUCGCGUCGCUGCGGCUGCGGCUGCAUCGUCGGUUGCUCGGGCGCCUUCGACCCGCAGACUAACCAGCCAGAAGGCGGCGGUGCGUUGCUCCUCCUUCCUUCUUGUUGUCUUCUCUGCUCUUUCUGCCCUUCAUCCUUAUUGUUCUUCCUUUUCGAUCCAGGGGAGCCAAAAUCGGCAAGGUCAGCAGCCCAUCUUGGCCAUGAAGAAACCUUCUGAGAGGGAUCCGAGCUCGGCCAGAGGUCACGUGAGUCUCACGGAGCCCCUUCUUGAAAGCAAGAAGUGA
Messenger RNA from Spirodela intermedia, 8757 nucleotides. The record is from the annotation of a GenBank genome assembly. Lineage: Eukaryota; Viridiplantae; Streptophyta; Magnoliopsida; Alismatales; Araceae.